Rattus rattus (black rat) is the source of this 1815-nucleotide messenger RNA. RefSeq names its product galactoside 2-alpha-L-fucosyltransferase 2. Gene Ontology annotation, biological process: carbohydrate metabolic process. The transcript is spliced from 3 exons. Gene Ontology annotation, cellular component: membrane. NCBI's taxonomy places the organism in Eukaryota, Metazoa, Chordata, Mammalia, Rodentia, Muridae. Gene Ontology annotation, molecular function: galactoside 2-alpha-L-fucosyltransferase activity. The record is from RefSeq and is a predicted model, not a curated record. The coding region runs from base 444 to 1508 and encodes 354 amino acids.
CUCUCGGGGGUCUGCAGUAUUGCAGGGGGAGGCAGGCUGAACUUGGCCAACUUCUUCAGACUGCCCCUCUUGGCUGUCAUCCUGGCAGGCACCUGAGAGGAAGCUAACCUUUGACCUCCCUCCUCUAGGCCCAGCCUCUCUGGUUCUAGGAUGUCAGCAGGUACACCCUGGGUGGAGUUUCUAUCCAGGGCUGUAGUUAGACUCAGGAAGCUUCCUUGGUUCUGAAUGAAGAGCCAAACUGGAAGGUACCCUGAGCCACCAGUCUGCAGAGCCACCCUGCCGUCCAUUCGAAGGUCAUUUCCCUGUUACCACAGCCAGAAGAGGUGCGUACAGCAGACCCAGAACUCUGGAAAAGUAAGACCCCGACUUUCUGUAUGGAAUGAACUCACCAAGCAGCGGCAGCCCUGAGGUGGGAGCUGGCUUGCUGCUCUCAGCAUAAAGCCAUGGCCAGCGCCCAGGUUCCUUUCUCCUUUCCUCUGGCCCACUUCCUCAUCUUUGUCUUCGUGACUUCCACCAUCAUCCACCUCCAGCAGCGAAUAGUGAAGCUCCAACCCCUGUCAGAGAAGGUAUUACCGAUGACGACUCAAAUGUCCUCGGGAAACACAGAAAGCCCAGAGAUGCCGCGGGACAGCGAGCAGCAUGGGAAUGGCGAGCUGCGGGGCAUGUUCACGAUCAAUUCCAUUGGCCGGCUGGGGAACCAGAUGGGCGAAUAUGCUACAUUGUUUGCACUGGCCAGGAUGAACGGACGGCUUGCGUUCAUCCCCCCAUCCAUGCACAACGCUCUAGCGCCCAUCUUCAGGAUCAGCCUCCCGGUGUUACACAGCGACACGGCCAAAAAGAUCCCGUGGCAGAAUUACCAUCUCAACGACUGGAUGGAGGAGCGUUACCGCCACAUUCCGGGACACUAUGUGCGCUUCACGGGCUACCCGUGCUCCUGGACCUUCUACCACCACCUGCGCCCGGAGAUCCUGAAGGAGUUCACCCUGCAUGACCACGUGCGGGAGGAAGCCCAGGCCUUCCUGCGUGGUCUGCGGGUGAAUGGGAGCCAGCCGAGUACUUUUGUGGGUGUCCAUGUGCGCCGAGGGGACUAUGUGCAUGUCAUGCCUAAUGUGUGGAAGGGCGUGGUGGCUGACCGGGGUUACCUGGAAAAGGCCCUGGAUAUGUUCCGGGCACGCUAUUCAUCUCCAGUCUUCGUGGUUACAAGCAACGGUAUGGCCUGGUGCCGGGAGAACAUCAAUGCUUCCCGAGGAGACGUGGUGUUCGCGGGCAAUGGUAUUGAGGGGUCGCCAGCCAAGGACUUCGCGCUGCUCACCCAGUGCAACCACACCAUCAUGACUAUUGGGACCUUUGGGAUUUGGGCUGCCUACCUGGCAGGUGGUGAUACCAUCUACUUAGCCAACUACACCCUUCCGGAUUCUCCGUUCCUCAAAGUCUUUAAGCCAGAGGCAGCCUUCCUACCCGAAUGGGUGGGCAUCCCUGCCGAUCUGUCCCCACUCCUUAAGCACUAACACCAGCCUGUCCUCGGUCCCACUUCCACCUCAAGGCAAAAGGAGUCACUUGUUACGUCGCAGGAAGAGCCUUCUGAUGGGAAGAAGUGUGCCUUGGGCUGCCAACGAGAAGUACUAACAUGUUCAGAAAGCAUAUUUACAUGUUAGAUGCGACCAGCUCAGCUCCAACAUUCGUUAACAGCUCAGACAUCAUCAGUGGCCCCUGUUCCUGAAGACUCCUAGCAGUGCCAUCACCGUUGUUCAGCACAGCUGACCCACGGGGCCAGACGGGCUGCUACCCGCAGACAGCCACUUCCAGAGGCAGCAA